Molecule: messenger RNA, 1677 nt
Organism: Sapajus apella (tufted capuchin)
Lineage: Eukaryota; Metazoa; Chordata; Mammalia; Primates; Cebidae
Gene: CFAP68
Product: chromosome unknown C11orf1 homolog
Exons: 4
Coding region: 1049-1462 (137 amino acids)
Cellular component (GO): nucleus
Source: RefSeq, a predicted model, not a curated record
UUACAUUGGUAUAUUGCACCUAAUAGUUUUUCAACCCACAGUACCCCCUCCUCCCUACUCUAGUUAGUAGUCUGCAGUGUCUGUUAUUUCCAUGUUUAGGUCCACAUGUACUCAAUAUUUAGCUCAGAUUUAUAAGUGAGAAUGUCAGAGGUGUUUAAAACAGAGCAACUCCAUCUUGAAUAGGUAGGGGCUAGGCAAAAUAAGGCUAAGACCUGGGCUGCAUUCCCAGUAAGUUAAGGCAUUCUUAGUCACAGGAUGAGAAAGCUCAGCACAAGAUACAGAUCAUAAAGACUUUGCUGAUAAAACAGGUUGCAGUGAAGAAGACAGCUAAAAUCCAUCAAAACCAAGAUUGCAAUGAGAGUGACCUCUGGUUGUCCUCCCUGCUAUGCUCCCACCAGCAUCAUGACAGUGUACAAAUGCCAUGGCAAUGUCAGGAAGUUAGCUUAUAUGGUCUAAAAAAGGGAGGUAUGAAUAAUUGCCCCUUGUUUAGUGUAUAAUCAACAACCACAAUAUGGGCAACCAGCUGCCCUCGGAGCUGAUCUGCGUAUGGAGUAGCCAUUCCUUAUUCCUUUACUUUCUUAAACUUCCUUUCACUUUAGGGACUUACCCUGAAUUCUUUCUUGCAUGAGAUCCAAGAAUCCUUUCUUGGGAUCUGGAUAAGGACCCCUUUCAGUAAGAAGAACAUGCUGUAUUUGGUUUUUUGUUCUGUUGUAAGCUAUUUUCGCAGGCUGAACCUUAUUCUGAAAACCGUAGAAAGCCACUGAAAGAUUUUAAAUAAGAAGAUGAUACAAUUAUACUUUGAUUUUGAAAAAUUCUGCUUUCCUAUGGAGAAAGGUUUGGAGAGAAACAAGGCGGAUGGCAGGAUAAGAUGAGGCAACUGCAAUAAUGGAGACAAGGCUGACAGUGAUUUGAAUUGAAGUUUGCCAAUAGGAAUGGAGGAUAGUGGUCUGAUUCAAAAAUCAACAAGACCUAGUGAUUGGAUGAAUGUUAAAGACAAGUCAGAGUCAAAGAACCAGGAAAGCCAGGUUUGGUGACAUCUUUAAAGAACAUGGAACAGCCAAAUAAGGAUUUCUGUCACUCUCCUAAGAAAUCUUCAAAUAGCUCAACCUACUCAACAUCAAGUUACUCUUCUUCAGGGAAGAGACAGAACCUCGCCUGUUUCCUCACAAACCCACACUGUGGCAGCCUCAUUAAUGCAGAUGGCCAUGGUGAAGUGUGGACAGAUUGGAAUAGUAUGUCCAAAUUUUUCCAGUAUGGAUGGAGAUGCACCACUAAUGAGAAUACCUAUUCAAACCGUACCCUGAUGGGCAACUGGAACCAGGAAAGAUAUGACCUGAGGAAUGUCGUGCAGCCCAAACCCUUGCCUUCUCAGGAUUUAAACGAGAGCCUCACUGGUUCCCAGGACAUCAACCUGAACUGGAUCCUCCUAGAUACAAAUGCACAGAAAAGUCAACUUACAUGAAUAGCUAUUCAAAGCCUCAAAUCGGGCAUCACUCAGGAUGUGUAUAAGAUCCUAAUAUUGGCUAGUUUCAGCAUCCAGGUUUCUAAGAAAUGAUAAGCUACUUCACUUUUCCAGAGUAAAAUGUAGGAGGGAGCACACUCAAAGCACAACUAAAAAUUUAGCUCACUGUAACAGUUUCACUCUGAAUAAAUAAAGCAAAAGACAACAGAAAAUGA